CUAUAACGUACAAAGGAAGAUGGAUGUUUUGAAAGCUACUGCAGAACAAAUUUCUUCUCAAACUGGAAACAAGGUUCAUGCAAUUCAGUGUGAUGUGAGGGAUCCUGAUAUGGGUAAAAACACUGUAUCAGAACUGAUAAAAAUCACAGGACAUCCUGAUAUUGUGAUAAACAAUGCAGCAGGGAAUUUUAUUUCUCCCACUGAAAGACUCUCUCCUAAUGCUUGGAAGACCAUUACUGACAUAGUUCUAAAUGGUACAGCCUUUGUAACACUAGAAAUUGGAAAACGACUUAUUAAAGCACAAAAAGGUCUGUGUGCAAAGCCGCAGAGCAGCACCACUGAGGGGAACCCAGAGGAAGAGGACUAG
Messenger RNA from Nycticebus coucang (slow loris), 367 nucleotides. RefSeq names its product 2,4-dienoyl-CoA reductase [(3E)-enoyl-CoA-producing], mitochondrial-like. The record is from RefSeq and is a predicted model, not a curated record. The coding region runs from base 20 to 367 and encodes 115 amino acids. Gene Ontology annotation, biological process: fatty acid beta-oxidation. Gene Ontology annotation, cellular component: mitochondrion. NCBI's taxonomy places the organism in Eukaryota, Metazoa, Chordata, Mammalia, Primates, Lorisidae. The transcript is spliced from 5 exons. Gene Ontology annotation, molecular function: 2,4-dienoyl-CoA reductase (NADPH) activity.